Betta splendens (Siamese fighting fish) is the source of this 2073-nucleotide messenger RNA. It is a transcript of the gene nkd2b, whose product is annotated as NKD inhibitor of WNT signaling pathway 2b. Gene Ontology annotation, molecular function: calcium ion binding. The coding region runs from base 280 to 1647 and encodes 455 amino acids. Gene Ontology annotation, cellular component: cytoplasm. Lineage: Eukaryota; Metazoa; Chordata; Actinopteri; Anabantiformes; Osphronemidae. The transcript is spliced from 10 exons. The record is from RefSeq and is a predicted model, not a curated record. Gene Ontology annotation, biological process: negative regulation of Wnt signaling pathway.
UCGGCGCGUUUCCACGUUCAGUUGGAGUCAAGUGAGUCGCGCAGGCGGACGACGAGCGCGCCUCGUCUCCCAUUGAUCAUUUUUCAGGUUUGUCCUGUUUCCGCGCGCGCACAGCCGCGGGUUCAAUGAGCAGCCGGUGUAAUUACCGACCUCCGGAUGAAGUGCCGGACUUUUCUUGUACUGCAAAGCGCACGCGAUGUAACCGAUCGCAGUAAUUGACUGUUUAUCCCCGUCGGAUUUCGGAGUACUUUUAUUGAUCCAGCAAAGAGGCGCGCGAGGAUGGGAAAACUUCAGUCAAAGCAUGCGUGUAAACGCAGAGAAAACCCCGAAGGAGACAGUUUUGUUGUGAACGCUUUCCUCCGCAGAGGGAUGGAGGAAUGCGAGAGGUACAGCGCCGCGGAUCUCAAGCUCAAGAACACGCAGGAUUUUCCCAGUGGGGAGCCGAAGGAAGGGCCAUUCACGGAGCCACACUGUCCCCUAGAGGUGGUCCUCCCUCCGGAGAAGGCUGAGGGCUGUGAGGGCUACCUGCAGUACCUGCACGCAGAGGACGGGGAGCGAGAGCUGCCCAGAGACGCCGGCAGAGCCCCCGGGAAGAAGCGCAUCAGUCUGGAUGAUUUGGAGUGCGAUGUGUCUGUGGAGGACGACAAUCGCCAGGAAUGGAUCUUCACUCUGUACGACUUUGACAACAGUGGGAAAGUUACAAAAGAGGACAUGUCCAGCCUGAUGCACACCAUCUACGAUGUGGUGGACGCCUCGGUCAAUCACUCGUGCCACAACAAAAGCAAGACUCUGCGAGUCAAACUGACCGUCAGUCCGGAGCCGAAGUGCCACAGAAGAGAAACGGGGACAGAACGCUGCCACCAGGAGGACGGGCGAUCGGCUGACAAGCGGCUGUCCGCUUACAUCAGUAGCAGCAGAGGGCACGGCACCGAGGGGCUGCCCACCGAGGGUCAGCACUACUGCGUGGACGAGAACACAGAGAGGAGGAAUCACUACCUGGACCUGGCCGGUAUAGAGAACUACACCUCUAGAUUUGAAGGAACCGCCCCCGCCUCCUCCCCCCAAGAGCCCCACGUCCGAAGCUCCCAGAGCCAGAGCCGGUCCCGCUCCCAGGAGCCCGAGGCGCCGCCCGUCCACCAGCGCCGCUCGCAGGUCCUCAGCGACAGCUACAACCCCACCGAGCCUCGGGUCAAGGGCGCCCAGUUCCUCAAAUCGCCCAGAGGGAACUACAAGGGAAGCGGCGGGAACAACGCGAGGUCCACUAAGUGCCACAGCUACCAUCCCGCUGUGCAGACGGCGGCGCACGGCGCCGGGGCGGCGGCUCACGGCGGCCAGGACGUGUACCACAUGCCCCACCAGGCCCAGCCCGCGGGCCACCACCAGCACCCCCUGCAGUACAGCCACAGCAAGCGGCUGCGGGCCAAGGCCCGAGAGGGCGUGUCCCCGUCCAAGGCCCCGCCUCCCCCCCAGCCCCACCCCCACCAGCAGCCGCCGGUGCCCUCGCUCCUGCCGGGCCUGGAGAGAGAGCCCAUGCCGGGCCCCCCCGGGAGCCCGGGGUUCGUGGUUCCCGUGGUCCAAAGGCACGAGCACCACCACCACCACGAACACCACCACCACCACCACUACCACCACUACCACCAGACAUGACUGCUCCCAGCGGGCAGCGACUGAGACUGUACAGGACCGACCACAGCGGCCCCAGUCCGAGGGGCGCAGGGUCGACGCGUGGGGAAGUCUCGCCUUCGGUCCAGGAUCCUUUUAUCAAGCUAUACAAAUAUAUCCUGACUUUAUUGAGGAACGGUGGGUAGAGUUAACGGCAGAUCCCGUUGGACUGGGAGGACGUUUUGUGUAAGGAUUGGUCUGCUGUGAUCGUGGCCUGAUUUUAAAAAAAGGGUGCAAACGCCCAGGAAGCUAUAAACCAGAGUGGGUUUGUUGUUCUGUGUCAGACCUUUCCGAAACAUUGGAUCUCAGGUGUAAAGGUGCUGCUGCUCUCAAGCUUUUCACGCAGGCCUCGUCCUCUGGGGGGCCUGACGUGGACUGAGGGGUUUCCUGUUGGGGGAGGGGGGGGGGGGG